AUGGAGAGCUGCAGGAAGACCUUGCAGAAGGACAUCGGGAACCAGGCAGCCCAGGCCGACCCGCGGGAGAUCCACACCGACCUGGGCAUCCUGGCCGAGGACGAGUCUCUGGGUGUCUCGCUCCAGGGGCUGCGGGUAGAUUCGACUCUUCCGGGCACCGUGUCCCACGAGGUGCUGAAGCCUGGCGACACGAUCAGAUCAGUCAAUGGGCAUCCUGUUGCAUCUCAACAGGACUUUUGGCGAGAAGUGGCCUUGGCAAGACCUGGACAGCUCCGUAUUUGUGUUUUGCCCAGAUCCGCUUCGCAGUCGCUGGGACAGCCUCCCCCGCCCCCGCCGCCCAAGAGCAGCUCGCCCACGGAAAUCUCGUGGGACCAAGGCCCGGGCCCACAGAUCCCAGUGAGGGAGGUGCGGAGCUCGCCCAGCCGCAUGAUCGUGCUGAAUUGCGAGGACAUCGGCAGCAGCGCAAAGAGCGGCGUGUUCCGGCCGCCCAAGGGUACGUCUUACCCCUGGGAUGCCGUGAGGUGCGCCAUCAAGUUCUACGAGAAGCUUGGCUUCAUGACCCAGCCCAUUUGCCAUCAGGCAACGCUGGCCAAGCAUUCGCCACCAGCGGAGCUGAGGAAGAAGCUCGUACAGUGCCCAGUAGUGGACGACGACGGGCGGCAGGAAGGUCGCGGUUCCGAGCGUAUCUUUGUUGUUACGCUGGCCAAGACCUACGACUGUCCCUUUGUGGACAACAGCAACUAUCGAGAGCAGGCGUGGUCUGGCCACGACCUGUGGCCAUGGCUGCAGAAAGGAGGCCUCGCCCACAAGGUGGAAUACAUCUUCGACGGUUUCGGCGAGUUCUUGCCAUCCAGGGAAGUGACGCUGGAAGCGCCGACAUCCACCGCCAGUGGCAGACUGAGGAUACCCUGGUCUGAAUACGGCGGCCGCUGA
Molecule: messenger RNA, 933 nt
Organism: Symbiodinium natans
Lineage: Eukaryota; Dinophyceae; Suessiales; Symbiodiniaceae
Source: the annotation of a GenBank genome assembly